Anopheles cruzii is the source of this 477-nucleotide messenger RNA. Its product is annotated as COMM domain-containing protein 4-like. The record is from RefSeq and is a predicted model, not a curated record. Lineage: Eukaryota; Metazoa; Arthropoda; Insecta; Diptera; Culicidae. Bases 1 to 477 code for a protein of 158 amino acids. The transcript is spliced from 3 exons.
AUGAUUGCGUUAGUUCCAACUAACGUACCACGCUGGCACACCUAUCCCGCGGUUGCAGAGAAAAAAAGCAAUCACCCUAACAAAUUCCGUUUCUGCGGUGACGGAGACUGCCCGGACUGGGUGCUAGCCGAAAUACAUUCCAAUCUGGCCCAGCUCACCACGGACCAGCUUAACGAGCUCGGAGAACAUACCGCAAAAUCGAUCCUCGGAGCGGACCUUUCCGAAAGCGAUCUGAGCCAAAUCUACCCCAAGGGGUCGUUGGACGCACCGAAGGGAGCGAUCGCCUGCCUGCGCUUCCUGCUGACUAGUGCCGCCCGAUACGACACGGACGUGGGCGUUUUUGGCACGGAACUGCAGCAGCUGGGGCUGCCUAAGGGAGCAUGCGGCCGGCUGUUGGCGCAAUAUGUGCAGAAAAUACGGGCCGUUUUCCAUCUCGAUUUCGUGCAGCCAGUCCACAAACUUAUUAUAUUAUAUUAA